Molecule: messenger RNA, 3144 nt
Organism: Pseudomyrmex gracilis
Lineage: Eukaryota; Metazoa; Arthropoda; Insecta; Hymenoptera; Formicidae
Product: myosin-1-like
Exons: 12
Coding region: 126-3023 (965 amino acids)
Biological process (GO): vesicle transport along actin filament; actin filament organization
Cellular component (GO): vesicle; actin cytoskeleton; myosin complex
Molecular function (GO): microfilament motor activity; actin filament binding; ATP binding
Source: RefSeq, a predicted model, not a curated record
UAUUUACAUUCUAUAGUUAUAGAUUUGACACAGUCAAAGUUAUUAUCAAACUAAUAUAUCAACAAAUCUGAGAAAAAACCGUGCGUACAUAUACAUAUAAGAGAAAGAGAGAGAGAGAGAGUGAGAUGUGUUCGAUCGCAGAGGUAUAUACCAAUUUUGUCCAACUUUUAAAGUUGAGAGGCCGCUUACACAAUGUAAGUUGUGUUUUACAGAAACUCAUUCACUCUUCCAUCUGGGACGUGAUAGAUGAUUUAAGUGCUAUACCACAGGAGAAUGUUGUAAGUUAUCUUCUGGACCGCGUGCCACACGGUAAAAUCUACACGUGGAUUGGUCCCACUCUUCUCUUGGCGUUAAAUCCUAUUGACAAAAUGUCUAUUAGCAAUAAUCCCUUAUACGAUCUUUCUUUUAAUAAAUAUGACAAUAUCGGCAGUUCAACUCAUAAAGAAGUGGUACCUCACAUAUAUGCUGUAGCGUCUAGAGCGCAUCAUAGAAUAGUUCACGGAUUCGGAAAACCAAGCCAGAUGAUUGUUCUGAGUGGAGAAACUGGAGCUGGAAAAACUUUCAAUGCGUGGAAAGUGCUAAGUUUCUUAACUAGAUCCUCGUUGUCCAAAUGCGACGCUCAAAAGCGCGAUGAAACCUGCGACAUUCUGCAGAAAAUUAUGUUAGCGCGUAGUUUGAUAUCGGACUUUACAACAGCGCCUACGGAGAAAAACGAUAAUAGUUCGAGACACGUACAACUCUUGUGGCUUGAGUAUAAAAUGGGAAACGUAUGCGGCGCAACAAUAUCAUCUUAUCUUUUGGAAACCAACAAAGUUACGAAAAACUCUUGCAAUUUUCACAUUUUCAAUCAGAUGAUCGCGUUUGCGGAUCUAAAAUUUGAACGUAUAUUUGAAUUAAUUGAAAACAGACGAUGUUUUGCGUUAAGCGACGUUGAUCCUGCGAAGAAACAAGAUCUUCGCGAGAAUUUUCUCGCAACUCUGGACAGAAUGAACGCGCUGGGCUUUACGAGAGAUCGGCAGAGAGAUAUCUUCCAAGUCCUGUGUCUGAUCGUUCGUAUGAGCAACAUACAGUUCGUACAAACAAACGACCGAUGCAAGAUCGAUAUCGAUAACGAACAAUCCAAAGAAGCUGUUGAAGAUACGUGCAAGUUGGCCUGUUUGGAGAAAGACGAUGUCAAUCAAUUACUUACGUCCGUUCUGAUACGUCCGCAAAGUUCGUAUCCUUAUACCGAGUGUCGACGUAAUCUCGGCACGGAGGACGCCUGUCGCUAUAGAUUGCGUAGCAUCAUUCGCCAUAUGUACGAACUUCUUUUCCACUGGUUAAUUAGUUCCGUGAACAAAAUCAUGUCUGCCGGUGGUAUCCACAGCGAAAAAUUAGGCAUAUUGGACAUCUUCGGAUUCGAGUGCUUCAAUACGAACGGUAUCGAGCAGCUGUGCGUCAAUUACGUGAACGAGAGAUUGCAACAGUACUUUGUAAAAAAUUAUCUGGCAUCUUGUCGAGAAGAUUUGGAAAGAGAGGAUCUUAUCGAUUAUCACGGAGAUACAGAAUCGCCGGAUAUACUGAAAUUGUACGACGAUCGUUUGAACGCGAUCGAGAAGCAUUUGUUCGCUCCUUCGAACGACAUCUGUCUGUCGAUACCUUCGAGCGACUCGUCUAUGUUAAUGCGGUACGUGGACGCGCGAACUUGUUCCUCAACGCGGCGAUUCUUGUACACGAAAAACGAAAAGUUCGUUAUACAUCAUUACGCAAGUGUCGUAGAAUAUUCUGCGAGUGACAUACUUGCCAACAAUAUCGAUAAGAUUCCAGAUGAAAUAACCACAACGUUCGGUAAGAACAAAUUUUUGUAUUUCUUAAUCAGCGAACGCGAACGACAUUACAGUAAAAAACCAAAGAGAUCUACGACGCUUUCGAAAUUGCAAUGUAACGUGGACUUGUUGAUAAACGAAUUAAACAAGUGUGACUUACAUUACGUUCGCUGUAUCAAACCACAACGACUCGAUAAUCACGAAUGGGAUCGAGUCGGAUUUUACAAACAACUGGUCGGUGCGGGUGUCAUUGACGCUUUGCCUUUAGCCAGAUGCAAAUAUCCAAUUCGUUUCAGUUACAAGGAAUUUUUCGCGCGAUACAACAGGAGACGUGAGGCGUCCGUCGAUUUUGAGACGAGUUGCAGACAGAUCUUAAGAUCGUCUCGACUAAUGGAAGAUGAAGACGUCGCGUCUGUGCAUUACGGAAAACGUUUGAUUUUUCUAACAGAAACCGCGUUUUUACAAUUAGAAUCUGCUAGAAGGCAACAUCGUAUUGCAUGUGUCAAAAAGAUAGAAUCUUUCUGGCUAAAAUACAGGAAUUAUCGUCGACAAAAUGAAGGAGCAAUUGAUAACGACCAACUAAUCAUCGCUACUAACGAUAGUCAACAUAAAUUAACCGAGCAAUUAUUAUUAUCAGAACGUACGGCUACCACGUUUAAGAUAGAUUCUUCGACCAACGUGUUGUACAAAACAAGAGACGUAUUAAAUUGGCUACAGACAGUAAAUAAACCGAUUAAUAUUACACAAAACACUGAAUCCUUGACGUCAAAGCGGACGUCUAAGAACAGGACGUUUCAAAUGCAGAAUAUAUGCGGAGAAAUGUUUAAAAAUUAUAAAGAAGGAGAUAUGUACAUUGUUCAGUGUGGCGCUUGCACAUUGUUCUAUAAAAAUAGGAUCUUGAGUCGACGUUACCCAUCGGAGGUAAAAUAUCGGAAUUUGUGUUACAAAAAAGUAUUAGAAAAAUUUUUAAAAAAAUUAUAUUAUUUUACAGUUUCCAGUCAAGAUACAUACUCGGCCGUCGUGUUUAAAAAAUUCGCAUUACGCAUUACAUACAGAACUACCACAAGGUUUACAAGAAUUAAAAGAUUUGUACAAUAUGUAAAUAAUGCAGCGUGCGUUCGUUAUAACUGUUCUGUCUUUUUAACUUCUCCAACUUCAUCUCGAACGUUCUUGGUUCGAAUAAAAAGUCGAAAAAACAAAAUGGUAAACACGCGGUAAACAUUUUUCAUUUUCGAACUGUGACGUUUAACGGGCGCAUACUGUUUAAUCUUGAUAAGUGAGGAUUUAUCUCAGGAAAGCACUUUUAUAGUUAAUUUGUGUUAUAAUAAAAAUAUAUACA